AUGGCAGCCGACGACACCAGUGAGCGGCAGCCGCUGCUCCCCGGGCGCGAGCGUGAACGCCUCUCCAACGCCUCGACCCUGUCCGUCGACUCGGAACAUGGCCUCACACGCAAGGACGCGCCGACUCGUGCGGUCCAAGACGAUGUCCUGCCCGAGACGUCGACCCUCGGGCGCACUCUGAGCUGGAACAGCUCCUACAUCCUCGUCAUGUCGCGCAUCAUCGGUAGCGGCAUCUUCGCCACGCCGGGCACCAUCCUGCAGGCCGUCGGCAGCCCCGGGCUCGCGCUGCUGCUGUGGGUCGUCGGCGCGCUUGUCACGGCCGCCGGGCUCGCUAUCCUGCUCGAGUACGGGUCUAUGCUGCCGCGCUCCGGCGGGCACAAGGUGUACCUCGAGUACACCUUUCGCCGCCCGCGCUUCCUCGCCUCGACCCUCGUCGCCAUCAACGCCGUGCUGCUCGGCUUCACCGCGAGCAACUGCGUCAUCUUCAGCCAGUACACGCUCUACGCCGCGGGCUACGCUGACGAGUACGAGGCCGGCGAGCUGCUGCGCAAGGGCGUCGCCGUCGGCCUGCUCACCCUGGUGACGGGCAUACACGGCAUCACGCCGAGGUUUGGCGUGCGCCUGCAAAACGUGCUCGGAUGGGUCAAGAUUGCCAUUGUCCUCUUCAUGAUUGCGUGCGGGCUCUACGUCGUCGUGUUCCGGCCGGACACGGGCGCGCCUGGCGACGGCGCGGCGACCUGGGGCGGCCUGUGGCAGGACAGCAACUGGAACUGGGGCAUCUUGUGCACGGCCAUGUUCAAGGUCUUCUACUCGUACUCUGGUCUCGAAAACAUUGGCAAUGUUCUCAACGAGGUCAAGGACCCGGUCAGGACGUUGCGCUCCGUGACCAUUACCGCCUUAGCCACGUCGUGCAUCAUGUACUUUCUCAUCAACGUGGCCUACUUUCUCGUCGUGCCGCUCGACGAGAUCAAGGAAAGCGGCGAACUGAUUGCGGCGCUCUUCUUCCAGCGCAUAUUUGGAACGAGUGUAGGCGGCCGACUGCUGCCUCUGACUGUCGCCCUGUCGGCCUUUGGAAACGUCUUGGUCGUCGCGCGCUUGAAGCACGAAAUUGCGCGUCAGGGCUUCUUGCCAUUCUCCGACACGCUCUCCUCGACGAAACCUUUCGACUCACCGCUCGGUGCACUCGUUGUAAACUACAUUCCCUCCUUGUUGAUCAUCGUGCUGCCGCCAUCGGGCAAGAUUUACUCCUUCAUCCUCGAGGUGGAAGGCUACGGAGGACAGAUUAUGGGCUUGGCGAUUGCGGUCGGACUAUUGUGGCUGCGCUAUUCGCAGCCAGAUUUAUAUCGCCCAUACAAGGCGUCGCUGUUCGCCGUCUCGGUCAAACUUGUGCUGACGAUUGCGUUGCUGGCAGCGCCUUUCGUGCCGCCCAAAGACAAAUACCCAGGUGGUUUGUUCUACGCUACAUAUGCCAUUGCGGGCAUUUCCACCGUUGUCAUCAGUGUAGUAUACUGGUAUGUAUGGACAGUCUUCAUUCCCAAGUGGUGGGGAUACAGUCUUGAGGAAGAGGACGCCACUCUUGCAGACGGAACGACAAUUACAAAGCUUGUUCACAAGCCUCUUCAGUAG
Cordyceps militaris CM01 is the source of this 1626-nucleotide messenger RNA. RefSeq names its product methionine permease, putative. Gene Ontology annotation, biological process: amino acid transmembrane transport. NCBI's taxonomy places the organism in Eukaryota, Fungi, Ascomycota, Sordariomycetes, Hypocreales, Cordycipitaceae. The record is from RefSeq and is a predicted model, not a curated record. The transcript has 3 exons. Gene Ontology annotation, molecular function: L-amino acid transmembrane transporter activity. Gene Ontology annotation, cellular component: membrane. Bases 1 to 1626 code for a protein of 541 amino acids.